AUGAGCAGGCCGGACGCAACCGCGCCCAGCACGAGCGGAAUCACCGAUGGCAGCAGCGACAGUCCUGCGUGGAACGCAGACGUGUUGUGGAGGGUCUGGAAGUACACCACCAAAAACUGCGAAAUCACCAUGAACGCGCUGUACACACUGGACAGCUGCACCACAGACACGGUCACGCCGUGCGCGGUGACGAUCUCGAGCGGCAGCAGCGGCUCCUUCGCAAAGAUGAAGUCCCAGAUGCAGUACAAAAUGAGCAGCACGCCGCCAAUGACAAACAGGCAGAUGAUGGCCGCAGAGUUCCACUUGAACUCGUUGUCGCCGAACGAGAUGGCCAGCAGCACGAGCACGAGCCCGCCCACCAUGGGGCACGAUCACGGCGGCAAAACACAGGUUGAUGUAGAAACACCAUCUCCAGGUGGUGUAGGUGGUGAACACACCGCCGAGGAUCGGGCCGAUGACCGACGCCGCGACGAACGUGACGCUCACGAGCGCCAUGAUCAUCGGCUUCUUGUCGAUCGUGGUCACCUCGGUGGCUAUGUUCAUCACGCACGCCUGGAUCCCGGCGCCGCCGACGCCCUGGAUGGCCCGCCCGCCAAUGAGCAUGUUCAUCGACGUGGACACAGAACACACGAGCGAGCCGACCUCAAACAGGAAAAUCGACGCGAGCAUCACCCACCGUCUGCCAAAAAUAAUCGACACCCUGCCCCAGACCUGGGCUGUGCACCCGAUCCCGAGAACAAAGGACGACGUGAUCCACGUCAGCUUCUCGAACGAGCGGAACUUCUCCGACACCUGGACGAGGAUCGUGAAGCUGAUUGUCUGGUCGAGCGCCACCAGAAACAUGCACAACAUGAUGGAACUAAUGCACAUCCAGAGCUUGGCGCCGUGGAGGUACUGGUCUGCGCGCUUGGUGCCGUCGCCGGCGUCGCUCUCGAAGAAUUUGCGUCUCUGGCUCUCGAGCCGUUCCUGGCUGUCCUUAAACUCGUCUGA
Messenger RNA from Ogataea angusta, 990 nucleotides. RefSeq lists its product as uncharacterized. Lineage: Eukaryota; Fungi; Ascomycota; Pichiomycetes; Pichiales; Pichiaceae. The coding region runs from base 1 to 990 and encodes 329 amino acids. The transcript has 2 exons. The record is from RefSeq and is a predicted model, not a curated record.